Messenger RNA from Exophiala xenobiotica, 940 nucleotides. RefSeq lists its product as uncharacterized. The record is from RefSeq and is a predicted model, not a curated record. The transcript is spliced from 2 exons. Lineage: Eukaryota; Fungi; Ascomycota; Eurotiomycetes; Chaetothyriales; Herpotrichiellaceae. The coding region runs from base 327 to 704 and encodes 125 amino acids.
CUCGUAAUGGUGACUGUACGAGUUAGUAUGGUCUGUGAUCAUUGGGAUGAUGCAGUGCCAAUGACAGAAUCCGAGUCUGCAUUCCCGCUACUCGUGCUCUUCUCGUACUUUACUGGUGUAGACUAAGCUCAGGUCCCAAACCUCUGCUGUUCAUGAGCUUUUUACUUACCUCAGUUUGGACUUCCUCAGGCACCUAGAACAUAGUCCUCAGACACGCAGCACUCACUCUUACCAGCCAGCUUUGCAUACCUAGGUACCUUCCUGGGGUAGUCAUCACCACCAUCUUCGUCAAGUGUCAACAACAGACCCAACCCAACCAAGUCAACAUGCCGCGACUCCCUCGCACACUCGUCUCCGUCUCGAGAACGGCCACUGCCCGCCUCAUGACUCCUGCCUCGGCUUCGGCUUCGGCUUCGGCUCGACAUCUAUCCUGCGCCACUCGUCGUUUGGCAAAAGCCCCAGACAGCACGCCCGGCUGGGAAGGCCGGCCCAAGGAAGACCACGCCGUGAACCGGUCGCCGCACGACCCUGAGGCCCAGAGUGCGCAGGAAGGCAUGAAAGAACACGAACAACUCAAAGAAGGCAGCCAGGCGAUCUCGAGAAAGGACGAGCGCGACAAUAACAAACGGGCCAAGGAGGACCAUCCUGAAGCCCCGGAGCCGGUUAUUGGCAUGAACGAGGAGCGUGGUAGUAAAGGACAUUGACCCCCCUUCCGUACGAUGACCUCACGUAGGGUACUGUGAUCCAGAAACCGGAAAGGGUGAGGAUGAGAGCAUUGCCAUACGGAAACUGACGGCCAGGAGACAAACAACGACUCCUGCAGCAUCUAAGGGAGGGAAACCACGAGCAGAGCAUCAGCCGGGGCGCUGGAUUGCAUUGACCAUGUACAUAUUAUGGUCCUCAUCGAGUCUUUAUUGCUGAAUUCGUCUUUAUAACGUCC